Molecule: messenger RNA, 741 nt
Organism: Teleopsis dalmanni
Lineage: Eukaryota; Metazoa; Arthropoda; Insecta; Diptera; Diopsidae
Product: thymidylate kinase-like
Exons: 4
Coding region: 9-635 (208 amino acids)
Biological process (GO): dTTP biosynthetic process; dTDP biosynthetic process; dUDP biosynthetic process
Cellular component (GO): cytosol; cytoplasm; nucleus
Molecular function (GO): ATP binding; dTMP kinase activity
Source: RefSeq, a predicted model, not a curated record
UCGCAAAUAUGAGACGUGGAGCAUUAAUUAUGUUUGAAGGCUGUGACCGAACAGGAAAAUCCACGCAGAGCCGUUUACUGUACAACACGCUGUUGCAAGACAACCACCCAGUGAAACACAUGUCAUUUCCAGCACGUGAAUCUACCAUUGGGCAAGUGAUUAAUUCCUAUUUAACAAAUCAACAAGAACUAAGCGAUGAGACCAUUCAUUUACUGUUCUCGGCAAAUCGUUGGGAAUACAAAAAUGAAAUGAAAAAGUUAUUAGAAGCUGGUACAACAUUUAUUGUGGACAGGUAUUCAUACUCAGGUGUGGCGUACAGUGUAGCUAAAGGUUUGAAUUAUGAUUGGUGUAUCUCAAUGGAGAAGGGUCUUUUACGGCCUGAUGCUGUCUUUUAUUUGAAUGCUCCUAUUGAACAACUGCAAGAUCGUGGUAAUUUUGGAGACGAAAGGUACGAAAAACUUCAGUUUCAACGUAAAGUUUUAAGCGUAUAUGAAGAUAUGAUGGCAAAAGAAAACAUUAAUUGGAUUAAAAUAGAUGCUGUGGGUACAAAAGAAUCUAUUUUUGAAAACAUUUAUAAACAAGCAAAAACGAUUAUUAAAGAAUCAGUUGAAAAACCAAUUGACGUUUUAACAUAAAUUGAAUUGCAGUGAUGACAUGCCAUAGUUAAGCAAGUGUUAUUGAUAAGGUUGUGGUAAAUAACUUAUUGAUAAGUUAUUUACUUUUUUAAUUUUAUUAUAAAAU